This is a messenger RNA of Pelmatolapia mariae (spotted tilapia), 1671 nucleotides long. Its product is annotated as solute carrier family 22 member 2-like. Bases 1 to 1671 code for a protein of 556 amino acids. Gene Ontology annotation, biological process: transmembrane transport. The record is from RefSeq and is a predicted model, not a curated record. The transcript is spliced from 12 exons. Gene Ontology annotation, cellular component: membrane. Lineage: Eukaryota; Metazoa; Chordata; Actinopteri; Cichliformes; Cichlidae.
AUGACCUUUGAUGACCUCUUGGAAGAGGCCGGGUCAUUUGGCCACUGUCAGAGGCGAAUCUUUGCCCUGCUCUGCCUCUUGUCGUUGCCCUUUGCAGGGGUAUACGUCGGCAUCGUAUUCCAGGGUUUCACCCCCGAUCAUUGGUGUCGGGACCCUGCAGUGGUGGAGAGGAGGCAUGCAUGCGGCUGGAACCUGACAGACAGUCGCAGGCUGACGGUGCCUCUGGUCAAUGACUCUGGACUGGUGCAGCACAGCACCUGCGAGCAGUAUGAGGUGGACUGGAAUGCCACAGAGCUGACCUGUGACACACAGGAACUGGACCUGAGUGGAGUCCCACUUACAGCAUGCAAGGAAAGCUGGGAGUAUCAGUAUGAAGGCAGGAAAUCCUUCGUCACAGAGUUCAAUCUGGUGUGUUCAGAUGGAUGGUUGGUGGACAUGUUCCAGUCCACUCUCAAUGUGGGCUUCUUGGUUGGCAGUUUCGCUUUUGGCUACUUUGCUGACAGGUUUGGCAGGCAGAUCAGUUUCUUGGUGUCCAACAUUUUGAACGCAGUAGCAGGGAUUGCAGUGGCUAUAGCGCCAAACUACAUCUCCAUCCUUGUGUUCAGGUCCAUCCUUGGCUUCAGUGUCAAAGGAGGCUGGAUGACCUCAUAUGUGCUGCUCACAGAGAUUGUUGGUGUGAAGUACAGGAGAACAGUGGGUAUCUUGUACCAGAUGUUCUUCAGUGUGGGUCUCCUCAUCCUUCCUUUGCUUGCCUACUUUAUCACAGACUGGCGCUGGCUCCAGGUCACCUUCACUGUGCCCUACAUCCUCUUCGUGUGUUAUUACUGGUUUAUCCCAGAGUCUCCGAGGUGGCUCAUCUCUCAGAACCGUUCCUCCAAAGCUUUGAAGAUCACUGAAGCCAUGGCCAAAGAGAACCACAGGACACUAUCCAAGAAUACGGAGUCACUGACUGAUGGUGAAGGUGAGUUUACCUCUGCCUCUUUGCUGGACCUAAUCAGAACUCCAAAAAUGAGAAAACACACCUUCAUCCUCAUGUUUAACUGGUUCACCAGUGCUGUGGUUUAUCAAGGCCUCGUCAUGCGCUUGGGGAUAGCAGGAGGAAACAUCUACAUUGACUUUCUCAUUUCUGGCCUGGUGGAAUUUCCUGCCGCCUUCCUCAUCCUCUUCACCAUUGAACGGAUUGGCCGGCGUCUCCCAUUCGCCACUGCGAAUAUGGUAGCUGGAGCUUCUUGCUUCAUUGCUGCUUUCAUUCCUGACAGCUUGUUCUGGUUGAAGACAGCGGUUGCCUGUAUCGGUCGGUUGGGGAUCACCAUGGCCUUUGAGAUGGUGGUGUUUGUUAACACAGAGCUCUACCCCACAUUUGUCAGGAACCUGGCAGUGUCUGUUUGUUCUACUCUGUGUGAUGUUGGAGGCAUUGUGUCCCCAUUCCUGCUGUACAGACUGGCUGCUAUCUGGCUGGAACUGCCACUCAUCAUCUUUGGAGCUGUGGCAAUCAUAGCUGGAGGUUUGGUGUUGUUACUUCCUGAAACCAAAGGAGUACCUCUCCCUGAAACCAUUGAUGAUAUUGAGUUCCCUAAUUGGAAAAAGCGGAGCCAAGAAGAGAAUCAUCAAAUGAAGAAUCUUCUGAAGUCUGAAGAUCAAAUGAACAACAGGGAAAAGACUACUGAAUGA